Molecule: messenger RNA, 2765 nt
Organism: Orbicella faveolata
Lineage: Eukaryota; Metazoa; Cnidaria; Anthozoa; Scleractinia; Merulinidae
Product: ATP-binding cassette sub-family C member 4-like
Biological process (GO): transmembrane transport
Cellular component (GO): membrane
Molecular function (GO): ABC-type transporter activity; ATP binding; ATP hydrolysis activity
Source: RefSeq, a predicted model, not a curated record
AAUGAAUGAAUGAAUGAAUGACUGAAUGAAUUGCCGAUGAAUUAUGUUGAAAAUGAAAGUGGACGUUAGUUACUUAGAUUUUCUUCUAGCAAAAGUAAAUCAAUUUAACUUAGCUUUUCUUGUUUUUCAGACGCUUAUUCUCGGCAAGCGUGCAUUGUCCAGAUUUUCAACAGGCGGCGUGAUUGACCUUGUAUCAAAUGAUGUACAGCGAAUGGAGGAGGCAGCCCUUUGGUUUGGCCCAAUAAUCCCAUCCUUGCUUACAAUCGUGGUGGCAACGUUUCUGCUCUUUUAUUUGAUUGGCUGGCAAGCCCUUAUGGGAGUAAUCUUUUUGUGUUUUCUUCUACCAUAUUAUGCUGAGACGUCUUCCGCUAGUGCUGCACUACGCCUGCGCACAGCAGCGGAAUCUGACCAGCGAAUUUCCUUGAUGACAGAGGUAGUUUCUGGAAUCCGCGCUAUUAAGACGCAUGGCUGGGAGGAUGAAUACCGAAAGAAGAUAAAAAAUACACGAAGGUAGGAAGACAAACAUUGAUCCUGCUGUUAGAUACCGGUGGGACCACGAUACAGUGAUUGUAGGUGACCAAACGCUGUCGUCGACCUGUAAACGGUCAUUAUUUAACAGUUCCAUGGAAUGUUGUUUCUAAUGUUGCACCAUUCAGUCAGGGCAUUAAUCGCUCCGGUAUGAAAUGUUCAUAUAAAAGCACUUUACAAUUGAGUGUCGUAAGUAAUCACACUGGCCAAUCACAAAUGACACAGACAGUCCAUUACAUCAGUCGAAACUAAAAGUAAUUUACAUGUAGCUGACGCGAAGCGCUGUACAACGCGUGCAAGUGAGUCAAGAUUCGUUUUGGUUUUUUUUCUUAUUGGAUGCAAAAUGGUCACUAAUGUAAUAUGGCGCAAUUUUUUUUUAAUCAAUAGUGUAGCGUAAUAACUCAAAACUAAUUAUUUUCAACACUCGUAAAUGUUUUUCUCGUUUUUAUCAAUAUUUUCUAGCAACUUAGUUUCUAACUUAGUCUCCGUUUUUGCUUUAAUUUAGACGCGAGAUAAACACCAUCCGUAAGAAGAGUGCCAUUCUAGCAAGUCUUGCUGCCUUGGAGUACACUUCAGUACCAGUGGCCACCUUGGUGUCAAUCAUUACUCUUGUGCUAUCUGGUCAACCCCUCACACCAGUUAAUGCUUUUAUGCUCCUUGCUUUUCUGAAUAUGCUAAGAUUAGCCGUUUGUUUUUACUUAGCCUACGGUUUCUUGGAGAUACACGACGCAUAUGUUUCGCUGCGUAGAAUUCAAGACUUUCUUUUGUCAGAAAAUCUACUUUCGAUUGAUCAGCCUUCGAUUUCUAAAGAACAGUGUACGCAAGACACAAAUAAAACUCCGUUGAAAGAUCCUGACACACGAACAGCUUUAUGUGUAUCGCAUUUGACGUACAAAGAAUUCAAGAGAAAAGAUGAAUUUAUCCUACAAGAUAUCGAAUUAACUACAACUUCAGGAAGUUUGACGGUAGUGACUGGACCAGUUGGCAGUGGAAAAUCUACUCUUCUCUCAGCAAUCGCUGGUGAGAUCUCUGACACAAGCGGAAUAAUAACCUGCCCAGAGACUUUUGUCUAUGUGCCACAAGUAGCUUGGGUCUUCUCUGGAACUCUAAGAGAAAACAUUUUGUUUGGUCAGCCAUACGAUGAACACAGGUAUAGCAGAAUAAUCAAAGCAUGCGCCCUCAUGGAAGAUAUCCAGCAGUUUCCCAAUGGCGACCAAACCGCUGUUGGCGAACGCGGUGUCGUUCUGAGUGGAGGCCAGCGGGCAAGAGUAAGCUUAGCACGUGCAGUGUACGUCGAUGUAGAUCUCUAUUUGUUGGACGAUCCUCUGAGUGCGGUAGAUGUUAAAGUUGGUCAACAAAUCUUUGAAAAGUGCAUCAAAGACCUGCUGGGCAAUAAAACACGAAUGUUGACCACUCAUGAAGAACUGCACAUGAAAGAAGCUCAUCAAGUGAUUGUGUUGUACAAAGGUCGUGUGUUGGGAAAAGGUAAAUUCACUGACCUACAAGAAAAAGGCAUUUUAAAUCAAACUGUUGAUCCGCUCUACCAGAAGAUUCUAAAUGAUAACAAUUCAGAAAACAGUACCGUUGAGGAGAUCAAAGGGGAAGGUGACAGAAUGGUACCUUCACUACCCAGUGAGGCCAAGGGUUUGGAAAUCUCUGUAGAAGAUCGUACAAUCGGAGUAGUGUCAACUAAGCUAUAUUGGAACUACUUCAGAAGUGGAGUAACUGCCUCCGCGAUCAUUGCAUUGAUUUGUUUUUGUUUAAUCACGCAAGGUAAGCUCUGGCAAAGUUGUUCUGAUAUCAAGAUCUUAAGUUUUCUAAACCUUAACGUCCCAGCAGGUAGCAGCAAAAGAAGUUGACCAUUCCCAGCGCGGUUACAACGACUUUUUCAACUCUGGAAUUUUUAAAGCAACGUAGAAACUGUGGUUUUUCUAAUCGUUGAAACUGUAAUCUGCAAAUACUAUAGGAAAUCAAAUGAUGUCGACUGCAGUUUGGAAGUAAUAAGCACAAGUGAAAUUUAUAAUACUAAAACUAAUUGCACGAGCCCGUAGGUAGAGUAAAAUUUAUAGGCUUUGAAAAAAUUCCAAGUGCUUAUUUCAGUCUUCAAAAUUGCAAGAGGAAAAUAAUUUCAUUACUUGUUAAAAAUGUAAAUAAAAUCUAAUUUUAACUUUCUGACCUCAAUUUUUAGCUGUUUGCACUCAGCAUACGAAGUUGUCAGUAACUUCGUGAUAUCAACA